UGUAGUGGGCUAUUUGUUUCCGGUUGACAUUAUCGCAUUUGACCCUCUUUUCACCAGUGUCCUGUCUCUGUCGAAAGAAAAGAAACUUUGGACUAAUUUCUGAAACGUGCCAGGGUGUCCCCCCCUUCCGCCUAAUGGGCGGCUGGUCUCGCAGUGCCGUGCUGGAGCUGUACCGGGCGCUGCUCCGUGCAGGGCGUCACCUUCAGUACACUGACCGUAAUUACUAUCAGCGUGUUGUGGCUCGCGAGUUUCGCCGCUGCCAAGCCCUGACGGAACCUGAAGAAAAGGAGGACGCACUGAGGAGGGGGCAGUUCUUCCUCAGCAGCCGGCUGGGCGGGCUUAUGUAGGGGGAAGGAAUCACGGGUCAUCUGGAGGUGUAUCUCACAGUAUGGCGGGAGUGAAUGGAGAUCAUAAAGGGAAGAAAGAUGACAAUGGGGUUGGCACGGCCAUUGACUUCAUGCUUUCCAAUGCCAAGCUUGUGCUGGGGGUGGGAGGGGCAGCCAUGCUUGGCAUUGCAACGCUAGCGGUCAAAAGAAUGUAUGACCGUGCCAUAAGUGCACCUACCAGUCCUGCCAAGAUGGAGCAGACAGGAAAGAGGAGCUGGGAGGAGCCCGCUUGGAUGGGUUCGUCACCACGGGUACUGAACCAUGACAUGAAGUCCACCAUUAGCAGGUCACUACAGUCUCUGCCCACAUCCUCACAUGCUUACAAACCAGACUGUCUGCCGAGGGCCGUGGGUCGAGCUGCUGUCGGAGGCACUGGGGCCACUCAGUCAAACCUGAUGAGGGCCCGGAUGCGUCUGUCUCUUCAGGAACAUUUGUGGGAGUUCUACCAAAAUAAUGUGAACAUCCCUGCUGAGGAGCAGGGUAUGGCUAGGAGGGCAGCACUGGACAUCUGCGCUGAGCUCAGAGUGUUUCUUCAUGCUAAACUUCCUGACAUGCCGCUCAGAGAGAUGUACCUGAGUGGCAGUCUGUAUGAUGACCUGCAGGUGGUCACAGCAGACCAUGCUCAGCUUAUGGUGCCUCUUAUCCUGGAGAAGAACCUGUGGUCAUCCAUCCCUGGAGAGGACACAAUCAUGAACGUUCCAGGUUUCUGGCUUGUCCGCAGGGAAAACUUGGAGUACUUCCCACGGAACAGCAGCUACUGGGACCGCUGCAUGGUUGGAGGUUAUCUUUCCCCGAAAUCAGUCCUCGAGGUCUUUGACAAGCUUGUGGCUGGCUCUAUCAACUGGCCAGCUAUAGGGAGUGUCCUGGACUACAUCAUCCAUCCUGUGGUUCCCUCAGAAACGCUAACCCUGGAGGUGCAGUACGAGAUAGACAGGAAGCUGUAUGUGGAUUUCCUGCCACUACUUGUGAUGGAGGAUGGAACCUCACUGAUAGCUAAACCACACCGGCUUGCUGCAGAGCGCCAUGAAAACCUGUGGCGGCAGAGCUUCAGUGUAGCAGAGAAGGCUCGGCUCAGGGCUUUGGACCAGGAAGAUGGAGGCUGCCGAUGCACCUGCCUGAAGGUGGCGAAGGCAGUGUGCAAGCUCAACCCUACCCUCAGCCGGCUCAGUGCCAGUCAGCUCACAAACGCCAUCUUGUUGCUGAGCGAAAAAGAAGGAGACUGGACCCAGGAAGCGCUUGCCGACCGCUUUCUCCAGCUGCUACGAGAACUAGUGGCACACCUAGAGGCUGGGAGGCUGCCGUGUGCUCUCAGCCCUAAAGUUAACUUGUUCUGUGAGCUGACUGAACAGGAAGUGGAUGAGUUGGGGUAUACCCUCUACUGUGCCCUUUCAGAUCCUGAGGCGCUACUGAGAACUGCAGUGACACCACAUCCCUGACAAGCUCAUCACUACACAGAAACGUGGCACUGAUGUAUCAGCCAUUGUUUUGGAGACCUCGAGCCAUGAUGAGGGUCCUGUGGGGUAAAAACCAAACAUCUGCAUGGAAUCGACCUCUCUCCUAAAACAGUCUCUUCAUUUCCAAAAACCUCUUUCCAAACAUCUGUGAGAAAUGUGCUACAAACAGUAACAGUGAGUUGGUGUUAAGAUCGGUUUGACAUGAGGACUGAUCAUCCAAAUAUUAUUUUAAUCUCACAUCAAAGUGAAGGGUCAUGGGCUCUCACUAAAGCCAGUGUAUCAGUGAAGUGAAGGGUAGACAUGCUGUAGGGACCAAAUACACUGGGGUGUAUUGGAUGAGUCAUGAAAAUGGAGCAUGCCAUAGUCGUGCUCUUUUUAACUGGGUGGAGAGUUUAAGAAUACAGAUGUGAUUUAGCUGAGAUCCGCACCAGGGGUGUGCUGUGUGUCUGUGCUAUUGUGUCCAGGGUUAGAAUGUAGUGUCCAUUGUGUGUAGGCCGAUCCCAAAGCUAAUAAAUUGUUGACCAGCCUGAAGGACAUUCUUGAGUUAGAGAGAUGGACAAAUUGUGUUUGGUUACCACAUAAAACAGUGAGUCUAGUCAAGGUUUGCUAAGAAAACACUUGACAUGUUCCCAGGGACACGUGUGAACACAAACAUGGGGCUGUGUGGAUUGUCUGCAGCUUGGGUUUGAUGGCUGCCUAAUCCAGAAAUCAGCUAAGCCAUGUGUUGACUCUUCUCACCAUUCUACCAUAAAUCUAAUAUAAAAAUCAUUAUGUCCUCAAAUGCAAUAUGCUACCAUUUUUGGAACUAUGCAGUUUUUGAUUUGUCCUGAAAUAUGAACAAAUUACAUGUUUUUUUUUUUGUUUUUUUUUUCAUAGUUUUUGGUGUGUGACUGCCUGAAAACGGCAGCGCUGUCAUUUUGUUGUUUGGGUGCACGUCUGAUCUGCUUUACUACCCAAGUAUUACGCAUUACCUCAUGGAUUAUUUUAUC
This is a messenger RNA of Monopterus albus (swamp eel), 2829 nucleotides long. It is a transcript of the gene mief1, whose product is annotated as mitochondrial elongation factor 1. Gene Ontology annotation, biological process: mitochondrion organization; positive regulation of mitochondrial fission. The record is from RefSeq and is a predicted model, not a curated record. Gene Ontology annotation, cellular component: mitochondrial outer membrane. Bases 389 to 1822 code for a protein of 477 amino acids. The transcript is spliced from 6 exons. NCBI's taxonomy places the organism in Eukaryota, Metazoa, Chordata, Actinopteri, Synbranchiformes, Synbranchidae.